Varanus komodoensis (Komodo dragon) is the source of this 9672-nucleotide messenger RNA. RefSeq names its product AT-rich interaction domain 5B (gene ARID5B). The transcript has 11 exons. Gene Ontology annotation, cellular component: nucleus. Gene Ontology annotation, molecular function: transcription cis-regulatory region binding. The record is from RefSeq and is a predicted model, not a curated record. Gene Ontology annotation, biological process: regulation of transcription by RNA polymerase II. The coding region runs from base 17 to 3553 and encodes 1178 amino acids. NCBI's taxonomy places the organism in Eukaryota, Metazoa, Chordata, Lepidosauria, Squamata, Varanidae.
UUUUAAGAACGUCGAGAUGGAGCCCAAUUCAGUCCAGUGGGUCGGCUCUCCGUGUGGCUUACACGGACCUUACAUUUUCUACAAGGCUUUUCAAUUCCACCUUGACGGCAAACCAAGAAUUUUGUCCCUUGGCGAUUUUUUCUUUGUAAGAUGUAAAGCAGAGGAUCCGAUUUGCAUAGCGGAGCUACAACUGCUGUGGGAAGAAAGGACUUCCAGGCAACUUUUAUCCAGCUCCAAACUUUAUUUCCUACCAGAAGAUACUCCCCAAGGCAGAAACAGUGACCAUGGCGAGGAUGAAGUUAUUGCUGCUUCAGAGAAGGUGACAGUGAAGCUUGAAGACUUGGCAAAAUGGGCCCAGACAGACUUCUCAAAAUGGAAACAUGGCCUCCGGGGCGAAGCCAUCAGACUCACAGAACUGGGAAAGAAUGGGCAGAAAGAAGCACUGAGUAGAUUCAGGCAGUCCACACACAACAGUGGGCUCAACUUUAAGGACAUUUUGAAGGAAAAGGCCGACCUUGGUGAGGCUGAUGAAGAUUCAAAUGUUCUGAUCCUCAGCUAUCCACAGUACUGCCGCUAUCGUUCCAUGCUGAAACGCAUUCAGGGCAAGCCAUCCUCUGUCCAAGCAGACCAGUUUGUGCUAGCCCUUGGGGGCAUUGCCGUAAUCAGCAAAAACCCACAAAUCCUCUACUGUCGAGAUACAUUUGAUCACCCAACUCUUAUUGAAAAUGAGAGCAUCUGUGAUGAGUUUGCGCCAAAUCUUAAAGGCAGACCACGCAAAAAGAAACCAUGCCCACAGAGAAGAGAUUCGCUCAAUAGCAUUAAAGAUUCCAAUAAUAAUUGUGAAAGCAAAGCUGUUGCCAAGGUAAAAUGUGAGGCUAAAUUGCCUUUGCCCAAAACCAAAAAUAACACCUGUAAAAAGGGCUCCAGUGAGAAUAAAUCAAAGGUUUCUGUAGGUGAUGAAUGCAGAGCAGAUGAACAGGCAUUCCUUGUGGCACUUUAUAAAUAUAUGAAAGAAAGAAAAACACCAAUUGAACGAAUACCCUACCUCGGUUUUAAGCAGAUUAACCUUUGGACUAUGUUUCAAGCUGCUCAAAAACUGGGAGGAUAUGAAACAAUAACAGCCCGUCGACAAUGGAAACAUAUUUAUGAUGAAUUAGGUGGUAACCCAGGAAGCACAAGUGCAGCCACCUGUACUCGUAGACAUUAUGAAAGAUUAAUCCUGCCAUAUGAAAGAUUUAUUAAAGGAGAGGAAGAUAAACCACUACCUCCCGUGAAGCCUCGAAAACAAGAUAAUGUCGCUCAGGAGGGGGAAAGUAAGAUAAAAUUGUCUGGAACAAAACGUAUCAAAAAUGAAAACCAAAAAAUCAAGAAAGAAAAAGACAAUACACAGAAAUCCCAAGAUGCACCUGAGGUUUCAUCAGAACAAGAGCAGGCUCAAGAAUGUACAACAGACCAGAAAAGCUUGACUGAAUUAACGGUGGAAGAGGAGAUGAAACUAUCUGUAGAAGGACCCCAGGUUUCCCUGCUGGACACAACUGGGACGACGUCUUUGGAAAAGAUGGACUUCAAGGAAGCGUGCUCAAAUGUUGAGGAAGUCAAAGAGGAGGAGAUGCCAUCCAUAGUGUCUUUUUCAAGUGCUUUGGUGCCCCCAGAAGAGAAUGCUGUCUUGGAUUCUGCAGUUGGAAGACUACCCAGUCCGUCAGAAGACCAAGAUGAGCCAAAGCAGGAAGAAAGAGCACCUUGUUUUACAGACAGUUUAGAAAGCGAGGCCCAUGAAGUUCCAUUUAAUAGCUUCUCCACCAUCCAACUGCCACUGCCAAGUCCAAGUAAGAUGGGGGAUGACAAGCUCCCAGAGAUGGCAGACUACAUUGCCAACUGUACUGUUAAAGUGGAUCAGUUGGGAAACGAGGACAUACACAAUGCACUGAAACAGAGCCCCAAAGUCCUUGUCGUGCAGAAUUUUGACAUGUUCAAAGAGCAGGAACCACCAAGUUCCCUUAAUGGGGACCCCAGUUUUGGUUACACACCACUCCUCUACUCCAAAGGCAACCCAGGCAUCAUGUCGCCCCUGGCAAAGAAGAAGCUCCUGUCCCAGGUCAGUGGGGCAACCCUCUCGUGCAGCUAUCCCUAUGGCUCACCCCCACCACUGAUCAGCAAGAAGAAAUUAAGCGGCAAAGACGACCUCUUGUCGAACAUGCCCCAGGCCUCGCAUGCCCCUCUGAUGGACACCGUGGCAGUCAGCAGGCCCUCGGUGAUCCAGCACGUGCAGAGUUUUAAACCCAAGAGUUCAGAGGAAAGGAAGCCCACUCUCGAAACCUAUAGGCACGAGUCGCUGCUCAAGAAAGCAGAUUCAGGAUGUUGUGACUUUUCCAAGCAACACCUGAGCACUCUGGCUGAAUCCUAUGCACUGAAGUCAGAGAUCCAAGACAUGAAAGAGCGAAUGAGCGAGAAACGGGCCCUGCACCACUCCCACAUGCCCAGCUUCCUGGCAGACUUUUACUCAUCUCCUCACCUGCACAGCCUUUAUAGGCAAACUGAACAUCACCUUAAUAAUGAGCAGGUAUCAAAGUACCUCCCACGAGACAUGUAUAGAGAUACAGAGAACAUUUCCAUGUUCCCUCAGCACAAGCACCAUGACAAACGCAACUUAGCCUAUCACCCCCCUUUGCACCAGCAAGAGAAAAAGAGUCCCAUGGAAGCCUCUUCUGAUGAUCAGCCAACUGAUCUCAGUCUUCCAAAAAGCACUCACAAACAGACUGCCAAAGUGCUAGGAUCUUCCCUCUUGCAUGCUUCAGUGGGACAGCCAGAGAGCAAAACCCUUUCCCAGUUCCAGACCUUGACCGGCACCCCUCUAAGCUUAGACUGUCACCCCAAAGCUUGCCGUGUUUCUCCCAUGACGGUGGCAGCCCCCAAGAAGCAUGGCGAGUCCCUUGUAAGGUCCAGCAAGCAGCAGAGCCUGAGGAAGAUGGAAGGCAUGGUCCACCCCAUCCUAAGCCACAAAAACAACGCUCAGACUGUUGGGGCAGCUCGGCCUCUGAAGCGCAGCCUGGAGGAUUUGGACAAAACCAUGUCAGAAAAGAAGAUCCGUGCUGUCUCGCCCCUUCGCUUGCCAAAGGAAGCCCCUGCGAAAGACAAGAGCCUCGAGCAAGAGGCAGAGGGCAGCAAGCCGGUGCCUGGCCUGCCCCCCGGGGGCAUGCUGGAAGGCCACAAAUUCCCCCUCUCAAGCCCCAUCUUCACAGGGUUGUACCCAGGGACUUUGUGCAACCGCAUCCCCACCGGGUACUCUCAUCCUUUGCAGUACUUGAAAAACCAGACUGUGCUUUCUCCGCUCAUGCAGCCUUUGGCUCUCCAUUCAUUCGUGGUGCAAAGACAAUUUCUAACGUCCCCUGGAAAUUCACAGCAGCUUUACAGGCAUUUAGCUGCGGCAACCCCUGUAGGUAGUUCGUACGGUGAUCUUUUGCACAACAAUAUUUAUCCUUUGGCUGCUCUCAAUCCUCAGGCUGCUUUCCCACCUUCUCAGCUGUCUUCUGUACAUCCAAGCACAAAACUGUAGACCCUCCCCAAUGACAACAAACAAACUACAUUCCUUUAGCCUGUGGCGUCUUGCAAAAUUUAACGCAAACACAAAAUCUUUGUGCUAACCAAUAAGCAGUUUAGUCCCUCAUUGGUGAAUGCUUCAGCUGUGAGUGAGAUGAGACUGUGGUUCAGCUGGGCUUUGUAUUUCACUUAUGGCUCCCCGUCUACUCCUUCCAGGGCCAUCUUGCAUGAAAGGGUUUUGAAAGGACCCGUAUCUUCCCAAAAAGAAAUGUCAGAGCAGGUCAGGAGGCAAGUCAGGCUUUGUUGCUGGCCUCCCCUACCCCUAUCACAAACAUUGUGCGUUCUGGAGCACUUCAGACUGAAAAAGAAGCAGGUCUGAGGAAAAAGAAGGUAGGACAUCCCAUGCUCUUUAGAUGUUACUUUUUCAAGUACCAUUCUGGUUCCCGACUUUUCAGAAUUCAGAUCAAUGCAGUGUACAGUGAAACUGCAUCGUUUUAGCUUAACACUAUCAAAACAGAAAAAAUAAAGUUAACUUAGAUGGUACAUAUCUACUUCAGAAACAAAACAAAAUUGAUUUGUGUCAAGUUCAUCCAGUUCUGUUCUGGUGUAAGUUCUUGUUUCCAACUUGUCCCAUGUGCUGUUUUUUAUUUUAAAGAGGCUCUAUUCAUCUGCUACAUCUUUUUCCUGAAAGAAAAAAGGGUUCUGGCUGUUGAGGGGCUUUUAAAAUUUGCAUCUAAGGUUGCUGUUCUUUUCAUUGCUGUUUAUUUUUAAGAGCAGCUUCUUGGAGUGGGGACAAUGUCAUUGUUUACAAAGCAAACACAUCCAUUCUCAGUGAACCUUUCUGAUGGAUAGACGCAUACUGUAAAUUGUGCGAUGGUGCAGCUAGGCCUGACAUCAGCUCCUUCUCCAGCAGCCGGAUCCUGAAAGGUGCUGAACCCUUUGCCUUACCCAUCUGAACGGUUCCCUUGUCGUACGGACGUUGCUGUUUUCCAGGCUGCUGAGAUUUGCCUUUCCUGUCUCAUGGGCUGUGAAUUUGUUAAGAAUUGUACUUAACCUUAUCUAGGCUGUGAAACUGUCCUACAUACCAGAGAGGGAACAUGUUGAGGUCUGCACUGGCAACAAGUUACUCAAUAACAUUGGCGUCUAGAGGACCUUUCAUGUGGGCUCUGAAGCUAUUUCAAGAAUGUCAGCCAUCAGAAGAGAAAGGGAGGGCAGUAUUUUAGUUAGAGGGGGCCUGUGCUGACGCUCGAGGAUGGCUGCCCUUCAAGAGAAGUUGAACGACACGGGACAGUGCCGAAUCGGUAGAGCUGAUCAGGGGCAGCUUUGGCCUUGAGAACCGCUUGCGCUCUUCGGCUGGUGGUUCCCUGCAGUAUGUCUGUCCCACAAAGCCUUUGAGCUUCUCAUGUCAUCCCCACAACCUCCUUUAAAUGUGUGGUUUAGUAUUAAACAUAAUGGCAGCUUAAUCGACAAGCCACUUAAGCCAGAGUAAUUAGCUUUUGACUCAACCAAUGUUCCAGAACAAUCAUUUUCAUUAUUACUGUCAUUACAUUACAUUUCUAUCCCUCUUUUUUCCCCUCUUGCAAGGGACCCAGGGGAACUUUUAAGCCUGAGCAUCCUUGCAGGCUCUGAUGAGAGUUUUCCUGCUGAAAGCUCAAAUGGUCUUGAGACCGUUAUUUCACUGGAACAGCCUUGAGCACUCAGUUCAUUGCAGGAUCAGGACCAGCUACUGAAUUUGAAGGAGACUCUAAAGCAAAGCCUUCGGUGGGGGUGGGGGGGGGGACCAAGCAGACUUACUGGCCUAUUCCCCUUUCACAUGGAGAAAGGGCACUUUUACCAAGUGCAUGCGCACACACACACACAGUGUGAACUGUAGGAGUUAGGAGCCCUCAAUUUUUUUGGAUCUCAGCCGGCUUCUCUCUCUCAGUUGCUGUUGUCUUGACUUGUGCAUGAACACCUAAACUGCAGAAAGGGAGAUUUUUUUGCCCCCUCUGGGGUGGCAGUAGUGUGGGAGAGGAGCUCAAGCAAUGGCUGGCAGAUCCGUCUGCUUCACAGUCAGUCUUAGUUUUGCAUGUGUUCAUUCAUAAGGCAUGUCUGUUCCAUUCCGGCAUUGAAUUGAUUAAAAAAGACCUGUAAAAAAAUUAAAUACAUAUUUUUAAACACAUUUUGUCAGAAAAUACGCAUUUUUCCCAAAGUGCACUCCUCUAAAGCCCUUUUAUCCACAAAUAUGCCUUUUGUAUGUAUUGCUUGAGCCAAGAACUGCAUCACAAAAAUUGGAGAAGCAGGAUAACAGUGUUCUAAUCCGCACAUCUGCCCACAAGAUGCGGAUCAGGUCAGUUCAGAUUGGACUUUGGAGAGAAUGGAUUCCUCUGGCAACCCUCGGUCAAAGAGCUCUUGGCCUGUGCUCUGGAGUAAACAGCUGACAGCAUAAUCAGAGGAUGCUUCUGCUGAACCAUUUUGUGUUGCCCACAGUGGGGAGAGGAAUAUUGGGUCCUCGUGCCAAUAAGAGAAAAUGGCUGAGUGCACAGAGGUAAAUCAGAGUUGCAGUUAGGGGCUCUUUUGGAGGCCACGGAGGAAGUGCCCACUUCCAAAAAAGAAAAGGAAAUUCCCUGGGACCAUGUUCAGCCCCCAUACCAUGGGUUCAUUUACUGUCAUGUAAUGCGAAGGUAGGUAGAAGUUAGAUCUCCAGAGAUGUUGGACUUCAGCUCCCAGAGGCCCCUGCCAGCAUGGCCAAUGAGCAGGACUGCUGGGAGACUGCAGUCUAAAAUGCCUGGAGAUCGGCUGUUCGCCCACCCUUGUUAGGGUGCACCAGUACAAUGGGCAUUUCCGAUCAGAUUCCCAUUGUGUUGACACAGUUGAGAGCUCAAGUCAAAGAAACAGCAGCAGCUUGCCCUGGCAGUAACCUGAUACAGAGCGUGAAGAAACGGGACGUGUCAAUGGAGGCUGUAGAUGCUGGUCUCUCAGAGCAUCCAAGGCCACCUGGUGUGCGCAGGCCGCCUUGGUCCCGGAGGCCCUUGUGGCUGGCCAUGCAACAUGGUUGUGAACUGCUGGUGCAGGGUAAACCCAGCUCAGCAGGAGUUGUGUGGGCGUUUACAAGAGGCUGAAAUGGACCCCCUUUCCCCACCCACUUGCCAAAGCAAAAAGUCCCACGGAAAAACCAUGCUGUGAGGGUGUGAUUUUUAUUUCUUUUGAGGGACUUCUCCGCCAGGGGCCUUGAAAUAUGGACAGGUACCCAGAGAGAGGCUGAACUUCGAAGCUUUACAAUGUGAACAUUGGUUAUGAUCUGAACCCAUCCUAGAUUGCAAUUCAAAUCAUCAAAACUACUGGAAACAAGUGGAAACUACUUAAUAACACCAUGCAUGCAUGCCAGAUAACCUAUAUUAAAAUUUCCUGUGAUAUGAAGCCAAUUGCAAUAUAUAAUGUAACCUAUUUAAUAUACAAAUCUGGUGAAAAUCCAGAAUAAUAGACAUCUACUGUUAAAGAUCAAUGUUAUCUUCAAUUAAAUGCUUUUAUGUUCUCGUGGUAAAACGAUAUUUACUGAUGACGCAUAAGCAGGCUAGUAGAAUUUAGAGCAUAAAUGUGCCAAUGGAGAUCGUGUUUUUCUGCUGUGCUCCAAACAUCAAACAAAAGAACAGUCACAAUCCCAGUUGCUCAGAUGCCACAGAAGGCAUUGUUAGCAAAAUUGCACUAAACCUGGCUGAUGUAAUCGUCAAGAUUGGGGAGCGGGGGAAUGGAUGUUGGCAGGAUUCUAGCAGCCUGCUUGCCCAUGAACAGGAUCACGUGCAGGGUACCAGGGAAUGCGGUGCAUCCCUGCUUCAGUCAGGAUAAUCUGCAUGUAGGGUUGUCUGAUACCUCUUGUCUGAUGGGAUAUUCCUUGUUUUAAAAGGACUGUCCCUUGUUUUAGAACAGCACAGCUCCAUAAAGCCUACACACCCUUACCAAGCAAUCCGCUGGUUUCUUCGGAGAGGUACGCUGACCAUCUACCCACUUCCCCUUCUCUGGAGAGGCUAGCAUUGUGCAGCCCCUUUGCCCCCAAUCCACCAAAAUCACCAGCUUGAUGUGCAGAUGAGGGGGCGGGACUAGAAUGAGCCUUAUUUUUACAAGUUUGUUCUGGUAUCUCAUAAUCCGUUAAGUCUUAACCUCAUGUAUUUAUUUUGCACAAGUCCCAUUUCAAUUUUAUUGCUUUGCUUAGGAAAUGGUUAAGACUGUCCUAAAACAUCACAAUGCAGGGGUAAUUAAUUUUUCCCUUCCUUUGUUCCAUAGAAAUCUAGACUUUUUAAAAGAGAAAGUUCGUGAUAAACUGGUCAAGUUGAGGGCAGAUGAAGAGCAAUGAGGCCAAAAAAAACCCACCACCAAAAACUAGGGGGCUGAGUAUCUAAGAACUUCCUUUUUUAAAAGAAAGAUCCAUGAUUUCCAUUAAGGAUAAAAUUUUCCACUGGCCGAUAACUAUUUUCAAUGUCUGAAAUGGGGCUUUGUUUGAGUUCAAGGGGCCUUAUUAUUGAAUGAAAUUGCACAAGUUUUUCUUUGUGCAAUCAAGCUAUUGUUAUUGGUAGGUUGGUAAAGGAAACGGUGGAAUCUAAUUGGCAACAGAGUAAUAAAUCUAUUUACCAAGAGCUGGUUCCAAGAAAUGUUGCAAUUCCAACUCACUCUGUUCAGGAUUUAUUAAAGAUUCUGAAGGCUGGGGAGAUUAAAGACAAAGAAAACCAUUUUUCAUAUAAUGUCUUGUUAGAAAAUACUCACUUUGGUGGCAAUGGGGGCGAUUGUGGGGGUUUUGCAGCUGGAUUCUCACUUCAAUCCUCAGAACAGAUAAAGGAAUUUGCUGUUUUAAUCAAAGCCCCAAAUGAAGUUAAGACACUUCCCCAGCUUAUGAACUGCUGCAUGAAUCGUUAAACAUGCAGGGCACAAGCCAGCAACCACGACCCAGGGCCUGUGUAAUGCUUUAUCUGGAGUAAUGUGUUGGUUGCUGCCACAUCACUCAGGGCCGUGUCUUCAUGGACAAGAGGAUCCAAGAAGCGUUUGUUGUGAUUUUGGCCCUGUUUUGAUCUGAUUUGGAUAGCAGGGUAGCAUGGUUGCAGCUACAUUACUCAGAAAGCACUGGCCUGUAGGUUAACAGGGGUGUCCUGGAAUGCAUAAUCUUGUACAAUCCAGACUGACUCAGUGGACGUCACUGGACGUCAUAGGUAUGACUUGAGAGCCACGCUGCCCCAUGCCAGCGAAAAGGGGGAGCAAGCCCCUUCUAAAAUCUCCUUGGAGAACGUCUUCAGCUCAGAUUCUGUCCUAUGCUGAUAUGUAGGCUAAUGGAAGCUGGCAUGUGGCUUCAGAAACGCUGGGGAUUAGAUCCAGAUAUAGUCAUACAUUGAAUAGACCCAUUGGCAUCAGGGGGGUUUAAGUUAGCCAUGGCAACUGAAGCCCCAUUGAUUCCAGUGGGUCUGCUCUCAGUGCGGUGAAAUGCACAUUCAGCCUUUGAUGUGAGGUGUGCCUUUAAAGGGAGAGGGCGAUUUUUUUACACCUUCAGUGUUUCACCUUGUUGGAGGGGUGGCUGUGAGCAUGCUGAAACCGGGGCCCAUUUCACAAUGUGUGUCGCUUGUAGUGGGAAAAUAUUUCACUGACAUGAGAUGCACAGUAUUUAAAUUAUCAUCAUAAGGCACUUCUGUGGUGUUUGCUGUAAAUGUAUUGGAUAUUCUACAUGUAUUCCCUCCCCUCCCAUAGUUUUACAUAUGGUCUAACAAAUGCCGCAUAAUCUACUAGCUGUUUAUACUUUGUUUGGAAAGUUCCUUUGUUGUAAAUAGUGUAUACAUUCUUGUGAUUCAAGUUAUUGUAGGUUAUAUGCUCUGUAAGGUGAUUAUUUGUAUAUAGAAAAAAUGGCCCAGUAAUAUUAUAUAGUUUCCCAUUUUUAAAAAAAAAUAAAGGGUUAUUGAGUAACCUUUCACAUUAAAUAAGUUUAAACACUACCAGAAAAAAAAGAAAAGCUGAGCCGACUAUAAACACUCAAUUUUUGUAUGUUUUCCAAAUUGUAUGUAUUAAUGCUUUUGAUACUGUAUUAUGUGCCAGUAGUUUCCCAAUCACAUAGCAAGCAAAAGAUAUUUUGUACUUUUUGAUCCACUGUAAUAUUUAAUAAAAAAAAAGUUACUAUCUGUC